AUGCGGAUCAAUAAUAAUAAUUAUUAUCAUCAUAUUAAUGCUGCGUAUUUUCUUCCAAUAUUCACCACAGUAUCGUUGUGUGAUAGUAGGAGACGAACUUCGUUUCUCUCUUGUAGUGUCACAAUGAAUCACGAUUCCGAAUCUCAUGUGAAAAUUUCGCGAACUAUUUAUCGUGGGGUAUCCCCAAGCACAGCUAGACUUGAGAGUCGAGUCCGUGAAUUAGAAGAUCUUUUAGAUUUGGAACGGGAUGCUCGUGUCCGAGCUGAACGACACGCUGUUGACUUAAGCUUUCAAGUCGAUGCACUUUCGGAGCGUUUAGAUGAAGCUGGCGGAUCUACAACUCAAACUCAAGAGUUGUUAAAACGUCGUGAAAUGGAAAUCAAUAAAUUACGCAAAGAUUUAGAGAAUGCUAAUGCUUCACUAGAAUUAGCUGAAACCUCAAUGAGACGUAGACAUCAGACUGCAUUGAAUGAAUUAGCCUCAGAGGUGGAAAAUUUACAAAAACAAAAAGGAAAAGCAGAGAAAGACAAGAGUCAUUUGAUUAUGGAGGUGGACAAUGUUCUUGGACAAUUGGAUGGUGCAAUGAAGGCUAAGCAAUCGGCUGAAUCUAAACUGGAAGGAUUAGAUAGUCAACUGCAUCGUUUGAAAUCUCUGACAGAUGAUUUACAAAGACAACUGAACGAGCUGAACAAUGCUAAAUCCAGACUGACAUCAGAGAACUUUGAACUUCUACGCAUUAAUCAAGAAUAUGAAGCACAAGUUUUGAAUUAUUCAAAGGCUAAAUCUUCUCUUGAAAGUCAAGUCGAUGAUUUGAAACGAUCAUUGGAUGAUGAAGCGAGAAAUCGUUUCAAUCUUCAAGCUCAAUUGACAUCACUGCAAAUGGACUAUGAUAAUCUACAGGCAAAGUAUGAUGAAGAAAGUGAAGAGGCCAGCAAUUUACGCAGUCAAGUCUCUAAGUUCAACGCUGAUAUGGCUGCCCUGAAAUCGAAAUUUGAACGUGAACUUAUGAGUAAAACAGAGGAGUUUGAAGAAAUGAAGCGAAAAUUCACAAUGCGAAUUACUGAACUUGAAGAUACAGCUGAAAGAGAAAGGCUGAAAGCUGUUUCACUGGAGAAAAUGAAGACAAAAUUGACGCUUGAAAUUAAAGAUUUACAAGCUGAAAUUGAAAGUUUGUCAUUGGAGAAUGGUGAAUUAAUGCGUCGUGCAAAAGCUGCUGAAUCAUUAGCCUCUGAUCUUCAACGUCGUGUCGAUGAGCUGACAAUAGAAGUUAACAACUUGUCUUCACAGAAUAGUCAACUUGAAGGUGAAAAUAUGCGAUUAAAGAGUUUAGUAAAUGAUUUAUCUGAUAAGAAUAAUGCCUUAGAACGUGAGAAUCGUCAGUUAAGCGACCAAGUCAAAGAAAUGAAGAGUUCACUUCGAGAUGCUAAUCGUCGUCUAACUGAUUUAGAAGCUCUUCGAUCCCAGUUAGAAGCUGAACGCGAUAAUCUUGCCUCAGCUUUACACGAUGCUGAAGAAGCUCUACGUGAUAUGGAUCAAAAAUAUCAAGCUUCACAAGCUGCAUUGAAUCAUUUGAAAUCGGAAAUGGAACAAAGACUUCGUGAAAGAGAUGAAGAGUUGGAAAGCUUAAGAAAGAGUACUGCUAGAACAAUCGAGGAGUUGACAGUGACAAUAACUGAAAUGGAAGUGAAAUACAAAUCAGAAUUGUCACGUUUGAAGAAACGUUAUGAAGCCAAUAUUGCUGAAUUAGAGAUACAGUUGGAUGCAGCAAAUAAGGCGAAUGCCAAUCUAAUGAAAGAGAAUAAGAAUUUAGCACAACGUGUUAAAGAUUUGGAAACAUUCUUGGAUGAAGAGCGUCGUUUACGUGAAGCAGCUGAAAGUAAUCUUCAGAUCUCUGAACAUAAACGUAUACAAUUAUCAAAUGAAGUUGAAGAAUUACGUAGUGCACUUGAAAAUGCAGAACGUGCACGUAAACAUGCUGAAACUGAAUUAGAAGAGGCUCAAUCACGUGUCAGUGAAUUAACUAUGCAAGUGAAUACAUUGAGUAAUGAUAAACGUCGUCUUGAAGGUGAUAUUGGCGUAAUGCAAGCUGAUAUGGAUGAUGCUAUUAAUGCAAAACAAGCUGCUGAAGACAGAGCAACUAGACUGAAUACUGAAGUUCUCCGUUUGGCAGAUGAAUUACGUCAAGAACAAGAGAAUUAUAAACAUGCUGAAGCUUUACGAAAACAAUUGGAAGUUGAAAUACGUGAAAUUACUGUGAAAUUAGAAGAAGCUGAAGCAUUCGCUACUCGUGAAGGACGUCGUAUGGUUCAAAAACUACAGGCACGUGUACGUGAACUUGAAGCAGAAUUCGACGGGGAAUCACGUAGAUGUAAGGAUGCAUUAGCACAAGCACGUAAAUUUGAACGUCAAUAUAAAGAAUUACAAACACAAGCAGAAGAUGAUCGUCGUAUGGUUUUAGAAUUACAAGAUUUAUUGGAUAAAACUCAAAUGAAAAUGAAAGCAUAUAAACGUCAAUUAGAAGAAAUGGAGGAAGUCUCGCAGAUUACAAUGAAUAAAUAUCGUAAAGCCCAACAACAAAUUGAAGAAGCUGAACACAGAGCUGAUAUGGCAGAGCGUACAGUGACUGUACGUCGAAUUGGUCCAGGUGGACGAGCAGUUUCAGUAGCACGUGAGCUGUCAGUCACAUCAAAUCGCGGUAUGCGUGCAACAAGUAUGAUGUAAAAGCCUUAACACAAACAGACACCCACACACACACAUACAAACACACACAAAUACACACACACAUACCAAAAACAAACCAUACGAAAAUUAGUAUCCAUAAUCAAAAAACGAAAAAGAAAAAUGUUUUCGCUUCUCUGUUUCAAAUUUUUAUCCUCUCUCUCUUUCUCUCGCUCUAUCACACUCCCCUAUUUCGUUCUCCCAAUUUGCCCCCCCUCCCUUUUACCAUCAUUCUUUCUGUUUUAAUGGUGAAAUCUAAAUGCAUUUAGUCAAUUCAAAAAUCUAAUGCGCUUUACAACAUACAAAAAUUUCUCUUCUUCGUCACCUUUUCAUUCGCCUUUUCUUUCCCCUUUCAAAUCUUGGUAAUGAAGAAUUGGGGAGUGCAAGUAAGCCCGUAAAAGGGGAGGGAAUAAAGAAUACCAAUUACAAUUUAUUACUACUAUUAUUAUUAGUAUUAUUAUUACUAUUACUACUCCUUCAAAUUAGCUUUCAGUUACCUAGGCAUGAUUUUCUCAUUCGUUUGUUCCUUUUUUUCUUUCUUUCGUGAAACUGAAGCGCAGUAAAAAAUAAAAGGCGGUAUUCAGUUUUGCUAUUCAACAUACCAACAUAACCCUGGUAUCUUUUAUCCCAACACCCUGUCAGCUCCACUGCCGGGCCUCUUUUAUUUUUUCUCUCUCUUUCUUAAGUUAUACAUAUUUUUUAAAAUUGCCUCCUGUCAACAAAUCGUUCAAUAUACAUUCAAACAAAUAUAUAUAUAUAUUCACACUGGACUCACCGCUUUGUUUAAAUCAACCCACGGAACAACGAAAAUGUCAAAAAGUGAACAGCUUAACUAUCCUAUCUGCUUCCUUUAUUCACCUGUUAUGCAAUUGAGCAAGGAAUGAAGGCAAGUCAAACACACGUAUUCAAACACACACACACACAAACACACAAGUUGUUUAUUCUAUUUAUCACCAGAAUAAUCCUCGCAAUAAUUAGUAUGACUACUGUUAUUGUUGUUAUUAUUAUUAUUAUUGCUGUUCCCCCUUUUUUCAUUUAUUCGUCUCCUGUGUUCCGUCUCUCUGUGUGAGUUAGUGCCAGUCCCCUAGAAAACUGCUCCUCCCUGCCUAUUAAACCAUACGCCGAUAUGGAUAUACACGUAUAUGCGAGAUCCAACGAGAUAAAGUUAUAAGAUAACAGCCAGCAUAUGAGACAGUCAAAACCUAUGCCUUGCUUAGUUUUCAAAUGAUCAUGUUCACGAGCUCUGUCGGUCUGUCUGUCUAUCUGUCUGUUUGUCUGCGUCUCUGGUUUUGUGUUUUUCGUGGUUUAUUUCGCUCGCUCCACUGUACUAUUAUUACUAUUAUUAUUAUUAAUAUUAUUACUAUUGUUAUUACCUUACUGUACCAAAGUAAUCAAACACUCACACUCACACACACACACUUACACACUUACACAAUCUGUUUCUCUUUAUCUCUCCUCUGGUCCUAAAAAAAUAAUCUUGCAAUCUUAAUUUAAUUUAAUACAAUAAAUAGAUAAUCUUUAUUU
Trichobilharzia szidati is the source of this 4242-nucleotide messenger RNA. Lineage: Eukaryota; Metazoa; Platyhelminthes; Trematoda; Strigeidida; Schistosomatidae. The record is from the annotation of a GenBank genome assembly.